Hydractinia symbiolongicarpus is the source of this 1396-nucleotide messenger RNA. RefSeq lists its product as uncharacterized. The coding region runs from base 128 to 739 and encodes 203 amino acids. Lineage: Eukaryota; Metazoa; Cnidaria; Hydrozoa; Anthoathecata; Hydractiniidae. The record is from RefSeq and is a predicted model, not a curated record. The transcript has a single exon.
AUCACACGUCGAUUAGCUUUCAAGUAUUCAAGGUGACGCAAUUGCAUUAAAAAUGGACGAAACUUCUAAUAAUAACAUGGAAGAACCUGUUAUCAACAGCCAAUCUGCCCCAUAAACGCUAAACGGAAUGGAACACUUUGACCUAAUCAGAAGCUACCUGGACAAAAAGUUUAUCGAACAGAAACAAGAAUUCGAAACAAAACUGCAACAACAGAGUAUACCGAAAAACAUAAAGGUUUCAGCUAAACCAGAAUCGCUGAUACAAUUUAAGUUUAAAGGUAAUCAAAUCCAAUUCGAAUUUAACCAAAAAUUAGUGGAAGAUUUGGAAGAUGUUAUCGACCUUAUCAAAGAAGGUUCUGUAUCAAGAUCAACAAAACGUUUAGCAGGAAUAAAACUCGAAAUCACAAAGCGAAACAAGCUAAUAAAAAUGGCGGAUAGAUCACCUGCAGGAUGGGCCACUGUAGAAGAGUACUUAUCCGAUGAAUUAGCAAGCGAUUCAGAUGACGAAAAACGGAUAAAAUCGGCUGAGUCAAAAGCACUGGCAAAAAAAGAAAGCAAAGGUAAAGCCAAAGUCCUUCUACCCUCCACAUUUCAGCCUUAUGCACACCCAACUAAUGUCCUCGUCGCCACCUAUGCCAAACCAUUUCCAAUCACAAAGAUACGCAUUUCCAAGAGAAUCAUCUCAACCGUCUGGGAGUACGGCAACCAUAACACAUCAUAUUCUUCCCAAUCAGCGUAAAGAUUCCAAAGUGCAAGAUCAAUGUGCUUCGGUUGUGGCAAGAUUGGACACUGGAGGAAAGACUGCCCAAACGUUAUCGGCCAGUUUAAAGAAAAGACAAAAGAUAAGUGUUUAAAUUUUAAUAACAAUGUAAAAAAUGAGGAAACGUACGAAUUUUGUCUAAGUAAAAAUACGGCUGGAACUAGAGUUAAGGGUAGGCUCAAGAAAAACUUAAAAUAUUGGCAAACCAUCGGCUGUAAUACGACUAUUCUCAAAAUUAUCAAGGAAGGCUAUACUAUUUCCUUUUUCACGACACCACAAAAACAAACUUUUUCUAAUAAUCAAUCCGCUAUAAAAAAUUCGGAAUUCGUUAAUGAAGCGGUACAAGAGCUUCUAGAUACAGGUCGAAUUAAGGUAGUGUCUUCUGCACCACAUGUUGUAAAUCCCCUUUCAGUCAGUACCAAAGGAGGAAAAAGUAGACAAUUCUCGAUUUAAGGUAUGUAAACCAGCACAUUUACAGAGAAAAAGUUAAGUUUGAGGAUUGGAAGGUGGUAAGAGAAUUUCUAACUGCACAAGGCUACAUGUUUAAGUUCGAUAUAAAGCAGGGCUACCAUCACAUUGAUAUUUCAGAAGAACAUCAGAAAUUCUUGGGGUUUCCAUCACCUUGAUAUUUCAGAA